UAAGCUUCGAAUCCUUCUCUAUAUCGGUCACAUUCUCAGAGGUAUCUAGGAGUUCUCGUUGAAGCCUUGCAUUCUCCUAAAAUCAAACUUGCCGAGAAAACAUGAAGCACCAUCGCCGUCAGACCAAAAAGCACUCCAUAAACAUUACACAUAAACAAGAGUCUCGAUUUCCGAAGCAUAAUAGUCUACAAAACUGUACUUGCUGUCGGAGAAACGGCUUCCAAAAGAGAAGAGUCCAUGACUUGGCACCCCUGAAAACGCAAGCCACAUUCGCAAAAACUUUGGAACCCCAACUAGACUUCCAGCAAGCUAUGAGCGGAGACCUCCCGGUGUACCGUGUGUUGUUCAGCUGGUUAGAAGCUAAUCUCCACAGCAUGAGCAAGCUGAGGACUUUCGAGUCGAAAUGUUCAGGGGUGUAUAUCUGGCGGGGCACGCGACUCGGUCACGAUAAUGCGCCCUCGGGAUCAAUGUCGCCGUGUCACCACAGCGCAAGCUCCGCAGUGGUUGGUAUGCAAGACCGGGAAAAUGUGUUCAGCACAUGUCGCGGGGUAAUGUAGAAACGAAAACAAAGCUCAAUUGGAUAUCUUGUGUACUCCCC
Messenger RNA from Dothidotthia symphoricarpi CBS 119687, 598 nucleotides. RefSeq lists its product as uncharacterized. The transcript has a single exon. Lineage: Eukaryota; Fungi; Ascomycota; Dothideomycetes; Pleosporales; Dothidotthiaceae. The record is from RefSeq and is a predicted model, not a curated record. The coding region runs from base 102 to 557 and encodes 151 amino acids.